Sphenostylis stenocarpa is the source of this 192-nucleotide messenger RNA. Lineage: Eukaryota; Viridiplantae; Streptophyta; Magnoliopsida; Fabales; Fabaceae. The record is from the annotation of a GenBank genome assembly.
AUGCCGUGGCCAUCCUUUCCAACGGAUAGCAUCACAAGGGUCUUCGUUGGGUGCAGGAAGAAAAUAAGGGGUGCAGGAAGAAAGUACCCAAAAUCACCGGGUGAUGAGAUUUCGAAUAUUGUUCCUCAGAGAACAAGGGUCGAUGGUCAGAGAAUUAAGAAGAGAAAGGAAAGGAGGGAAUGGAUAGUGUAG